Molecule: messenger RNA, 3083 nt
Organism: Morus notabilis
Lineage: Eukaryota; Viridiplantae; Streptophyta; Magnoliopsida; Rosales; Moraceae
Product: centriolin
Exons: 3
Coding region: 213-2480 (755 amino acids)
Molecular function (GO): protein binding
Source: RefSeq, a predicted model, not a curated record
UGGUAUUCCCGUUUUUUUGGGUAGGUAACUCUAAACUUACGCCCAAGCCAACUCAAACUAAGGUCCGUCUCCUCUACGGAAAGGUUCAAGGCCAGAAUGUCGAUUCAGAGAGAGCAUUUGGAGUGUUAGUUGGUCGAAGACCAAGAAGAAGAAGACGAACCAGUAACUAUUUUUGACUUCGAGAGAUCAGAAGAAGAAAACCCUUUAAUUCAAUGGACGAUACCGACUCACUCUUCGAGGGCAUGGUCCUCUUCACUCCCAACUCUUCUUACUUGGAACAAGAAGAUGAACAGCCACAACAACAACAACAACAACAAGAUGAACAAAUUGAUAACGCCGUACAACCAAAGCUCGCCGACGAUGGCGAUGAUCGGAAGGCUGAAAUUCCCGAUGGUGACGCUCCAAGCAGCCUCGAAACGGAGUCGUCUCAGCCCCUCGACGAGGGCCUCUUCUCCGAUCUCACAAUCAUCUCUCCGCUCCCCACUACGACGGAAGAAAUCCCCUCUGUUUCUCGCCAGGUUUCCCGGAAGAAAAAGAGGGCUUCUUUGAGGAUCGGAUACGGCAGGGAUUCCCCCGCCGAUGAGGCUCCGAGCCCGACCCCGGCCCAGGCCCAAGUCGGCUCCGAUGAGACCCUAGCCCAGGCCCAAGUCGGCUCCGAUGAGACCCUGGUCCAGGCCCAAGUCGGCUCCGAUGAGACCCUGGCCCAGGCCCAACACCAAGUCGAUGCCGGUACCGUACCGGAGACGACUGCUAAUGGUGACUACUCGUACAAAGACGAUCGGGAUCACGAUUUUCGUGAUGGUCAGGGUCGGGAUGGUGAUCACGAUGAGGUUCGAUUGGAGCAAAUCAAGGCGAAGAUUUUGGAGAAGCUGGAACACGGGCGGCGAUCUGCGGCGGCGGUUUCGGAAUCCCGAAAGGAGGCGAUCGCGAGGAGGAGAAAGGCGGCGGAGAGGCUGCGCGGGGCUUCGGAGGCCUAUGCGGAGCUGGAGAGGCGGCUGAAUGAGGCGUGCGAGUCAGAGGAUUUCGAGACGGCCGAGAGGCUCAGCGACCGCUUGGCGGCCGCCGAGGGGGAGAGACAGUCUCUUGUGGCGGUUCUCAGGGAUGCCGAGGCCGAAUGCGAUGCCGUUGAUUUGAGGAUGGAGGAGGUCUUGGCAUCGCAGAUUGCCGCCGAGGAGGAGUGCGCUUCUCUGCUCAAUCAAUUUGCAAAGGAUGCUUCAAAUAAAGCAGAUUUGAUUAUACGGACAGCACAAGAAGUGUCUUCAAAACAAAUGGAUGAAUGGCUCUCGUCAACCGAGGCAUUGGAAGCCAAGAAGUUGGAAUUAGAAAUUGAAUCGCACAUCGUGAGUGAAGCUCAUACUUUUUUAGAUACUUCCAUUGAGCACUCAAUUGAGGAUGACAGGAAAGAAAGAGAGUCUCUUUGUAAGAAAAAGGAUGCUUUGAUGGAUGAACUGCAACAGUUACUUCUUCUUGUGAAGCAAAAGGAACACGAAAUUGCAGAGACCGAAUGCAACAUAAAAGCAGUUGACAAGAGGAUCGGUGAUGUCGUCUCUGGUUUUCGGGAGAUGCAAUCAAAUAUUGAUUCAAAGGUUGGUGACUUGCAAUCUGGCCUUUCCAUCCUAGACUUAGAGAGCGAAGCCUUGUCAACAAAAAAGAAGGAAAUUAAUGAGCUCCUCACUCAGGAGAAAGAGAAGGGAGCAAAAUUGAGGGAACUUGCUAAUGUUUCUGCAGAGGAAGCAAAGGCAUACGAGGAAGUUGUUAGGCUUAGAAAGAAUCUGAUGGUUUCUGUUUUGAAAUCUAGGGAAGAUAGGGUGAGGCUUGCAAGGGCUGAGGAGAAACUUUCUGAUGAGGUCCAAAUGCUCCAACAGGUGAUUUCGAGCUCAAGAUCUACACUGCAGGAGCUAUCUACAAGAAAAUCUAGCAUCCAGCAAGAUAUAGCAACGUCCAAGCAAAAGAUUAUGUUCAUAGACAAAAGAGUACCGGAGCUGGAAGCAGAAAAGAAAGUGGCGGCGGCUGCACGAAAUUUUAAGGAAGCUGCGCGAAUAGCUGCUGAGGCAAAGUCAUUGACAAUUGAAAAGGAUAGCGUACAGAUUUACAUGGAUACAGCCAUCUCAGAGCUUGACAAGAUUGAGGGAGAAAUUGAAGACACUAUUGAGAAACUUCAGGAGACAGAGGUUCUAGUUUUGUCCAAGGAAAAAGAGGUAGCAAUGGCGAGAUUUGAGAGGCUGCUUUUGACAGCCGGUUCUGCUACAGCAGAAAGAGUGGCGGCUUUGGAGCUUGGGAAUCUAGAAGAAGCUAAUCUCCUCCUUGCUGAGGCUGAAGCAGCAGAUCUGGAAGCAAAAGAGCUUCAGCCAGUUUAUGAUUUCAAGGUAGAAGACUUUGCAAAUAUACCAAAGCACUUCAUCUCCAUGGAACUUGUAGCCAACCUUGGGAAGAAGCAACUAGAGGAAUUAGCAGCAUCUGUUGGUUUUUCUCCAUCAUGAUUAGUAGAAUAACCCGACUGGAUUUCAUCACCUGAUCAUCAUAUGAUGUGGACGUUUUCAACUCUGAAUUCGUCAUAUCUGAGGACCAUGAGAAGCUGGAAGCCUGGAAAUUCAAAGUUUCAUUUUUGUGAGCAAACAAUUUCUCUUCCCUUUUUGUACGGUAAUUUUCUGAUCUCCAUUCUCUUGGCGUCAUAUUCAUUCAACUUGGGGGACGAUGAAUUUUUCCAUAAAUCCGUUCCCCUUUCCUGAAAUAAGAAAAGAUAGAGAUGUAUUUAUCAUUUCUGUAUAUUGAGUGUUUUCAUGUCGCGUGAUGCAUAUCAUCUACUUUUGAUGUAUUCUUCAAUUUGUAAUUUUGUGACACUUCUAUUUGCUCUAAUCAGUUCACAAAGAUUUGCAACCACAUUUUGUUGACACAGUUAUAUAUGGGCACAGCUUUUGGCCUUCUGUUACAAUUAUGCUCAGUUGCUGCCUCCUCAAAGAGAUGUCAAGGGGAAAAAAACUAUAAAAUAAUAAUAACAACAUUUGCCAUUCCGAAACAACAAUAGAGAAUAUAAAAUAACAAUCAUUGUUCUGUCGUAUCCAGUUUCUGAUAUAUUUAUUGCC